Molecule: messenger RNA, 264 nt
Organism: Sordaria macrospora k-hell
Lineage: Eukaryota; Fungi; Ascomycota; Sordariomycetes; Sordariales; Sordariaceae
Source: RefSeq, a predicted model, not a curated record
AUGCCCAACGGAUACAGCUACAACAGUCAUGGCACCAAUAGCCAGGGCAACCACUACUGCUCCCGUGACUACGGCAACGGAUCCAACUCGUACCACUACUCCAACUCUAACGGAUCCUACUACUACUCCAACCCCAAUGGGAGCACAUAUUACAACAGUGGCUCCGGUUAUUCCAACUACACCUCGCCCAGUGGUAACUCCUACUCGAGCUCGGGCUCUGGCUCUUCCGGUUCCGGCUCUGGCUCUUCUGGAAAGUCCAAGUGA